Messenger RNA from Eriocheir sinensis (Chinese mitten crab), 2432 nucleotides. RefSeq names its product tudor domain-containing protein 5-like. The record is from RefSeq and is a predicted model, not a curated record. The transcript has 14 exons. Lineage: Eukaryota; Metazoa; Arthropoda; Malacostraca; Decapoda; Varunidae. The coding region runs from base 1 to 2061 and encodes 686 amino acids.
AUGGACAAGACAAGUAUGCCAACACCUCCAGUCAAGCAAGCAAAGGACAAGACAAGUACACCAACACCUCCAGUCAAGCAAGCAAAGGACAAAACAAGUACGCCACCACUGCCAGUCGAGCAAGAAAUGGAGAAGCCACCAAGCAAGACAAAGCUGCAGGAGGUUGUCGAGAUGGUCCUCUACAUCGUCAAGCAGCUGCAAGGCAUCGAGUUGGAUUCCAUCAUUCCCGAGUACGAGUCACGAACCGGGAAGAAACUUGACCUUCAGGAGCUGGGGUUCACGUCCCUGCCCGCCUUCCUGAACCACAUGGCCGGGGAUCUCAAGGUCAUGAAGUACCGCGGCAGGGUCAUCAUCGUGGAACCUGACAUGGCCUUGAACCUGCCAAGCGAAACACCGGAGCCCCAAGACACUGCAGAAGACGAGGCCGAGCUUAAGAGUGAGAUCAGAGCCGCAGAGAACCUCCAGCAACUUCUCCAGGAGGAUUUUCCGUAUGGGCUGAAGCUAGAGGAGCUGUCUGGUGCGUACAAGGGCUUGUACGGCACGGGAGUGGAGGAGCUGAACUACGAGAAGUAUGGCUAUCGCACGCUGGAGGCCUACCUCACUGCCCGGCCUAAAAUCGCCACGGUCGUCAACUGCCAAAACGCUGUGCACAUCCUGCCUCCCACGCCCUUGGAGACGAUCACACCCGAACACAUCAACACCUCCUACACCGGGGCAGUGGUCAAGGAGGGGGAGCGCUUCCCUGUGUUGGAGGACCUCACCCCGGGCUGCCUGGACGUGAUAGUCGGGGAUGUCUACACACCGCACUUCUUCUGGGUCAUGCGCUACGGGGAGGGCUACUCCUUCGACCUGGACACACUGAUGGACAAUAUGAUUGUGUUCUACAGCAGCCCUUUGAGUGAGCGCUACCGGGUGCAGGAGGGUAAAGUAAGCCACCAGAGACCCUUGGUUGCCUUGUACAUGAAUGACAGGAAUUUCUACAGGGCCAUUGUCUUGUCGGUGGAGGACCUCAAGACUGUCAAGGUUCUCUUUGUUGACUACGGGACGAUCUACAACUGCCCCUACGACUGCCUUCGACUGAUGCAUAGAAGAUUUUUCGACCUCCCAGCUCAGGCCAUAAAGUGCGCGCUGUACAAUGUGACGCCCCCGAAGAAGAAGUCUCGGUGGCCCAUUAAGAUCUCCAAUGAGUUCCUCCGUAUGGUGGAGAACCAGAAAAUGAAGGCAGAGGUGAUGGACAUGCAGGGGGGGACCAAAACUAUCCUCCAGCUCUGGGACACAUCAAAGGGGGAGGAGGUCAACAUUGCAGAGCUUCUGGUGAGUGAGGGAAUGGCAAUGUGGGUGAACCCCUCUGAUCACAGCACCUCGCCUUGCCGCAGUGAACUUGCCGUGAAGCCAGACUCUCCAAUGGAGUCCUCUAUUGCAAAUAUGACAAACACCACCAGAGAGCCUGAAGAGAGCAGCAGCGACAUGAUGGACUUUGAGGCAGGAGGAGCAACAGCCGAAGGAGAUGACGACUAUCGUUUCUCCACGUCCACGCCCGAACCUGCCGUCCCAGAACCGCAGGACAGUUACCGGCUACGUUGGCUCGAGUUCAACAUCCUCGGGACCAUCAAGACCAUGGAGAUCCGCGGCGUCCUGUGCGUGAUGGACUCGGACCUUCCACACGUCUGGCUUGACCAAGUGAAGCACCUCGGGGUGACAUUCACGAAGGAGGAUGACCCCGAGCUCUACCUCUUCAUGGUGGAGAGUGGUUUCGAGAUCUUUGAGCCCAGCGGGAAACUCAGGCCUAGCAUUGUCGUGUACCCCUUCAGCGCCCUGCCGCAAAUCCUUACUCUCGGUGUCGGCAACAAUCACGUCAAGGAAGAAGAGGAGACUGAUCAAGAAACCUCGAUAUCAGUCCUGCUCAAAGAGUGGGAUUGUAACCAUGCUAGUGAGACCCAGGGAGACAGCAGCACCUCCUCUCGCAUGGAAAAUGAGGAACACAGGAACUUUUACAGACAUGGGGCACAGGUCCAGCCCCUACGAAGGCCCUACAUUUCCUGCAAGCCCGACCAGGAGUGACAAGGUAAAUAAUCAGCCUACAGUGGGGCCAAGAGACUAGAAAAGCCUCGCUAGUUUGGGGCCUAACUUAAAUAAUGAAAAAUAGACACACUGAGACUUUUAAGAGUGAAAAAUAAAUGAACUUCUCAGAGUGAAAAAUAGACACACGAAGUCUUUUAAGAGUGAAAAAUAAAUAAACUUCUCAGAGUGAAAAAUAGACCCACGAAGUCUUUUAAGAGUGAAAAAUAAAUAAACUCAGUGUGAAAACAAACAAACUUCUCCAAGUGAAAAAUAAAUACAAUGAUUCUUUUAAGAGUGAAAAAAUAACUAAACUUCUCAGAGUGAAAAAAUAAACAAAUCUCUCAGUCAAAAAAUAAACACAAAUUUCUCCA